GGCAUCAUUAGUGACAUCAUAACCAAGCGCCGAAUGUUUACGUAUAAUUACCGCACUACUUUUGGUAUGCUUUGGUGAAACCGUUAAAAUAAAUAAAAACCUGCUGAAAACUAGAAACUGAAACCACAUAUUUUUCGAAGAGGUUGCUUUACCACGUUCUGACGAUUUAUUUUUGUUUGGGAGGCUAACUAGUAGCAGUAAACCAGGUAUUUGCACCUUCCAUAACAGUGUGGAUAGUGUUGCAGUUAGCUUGAAGCUAACUAACUCUGUCAGAGGAGACAGUCUGAGAGCUUGACCAGGCCCCUGCUUGGAAGAUGGACAGUGAAAUCCAACGAGAUGGGAGAGUCCUGGAUCUCACUGAUGAUGCCUGGAGGGAAGACAGGCUGCCGUAUGAAGACGUCACCAUCCCUCUGAGUGAAUUGCCUGAGGCUGAGCAGGACAAUGGAGGCUCCACAGAGUCUGUGAAAGAGCAAGAGAUGAAGUGGACAGACCUCGCCCUGCAGAGCCUGCACGAAAACACACCGAGCACUGGCAGCUGAAAGUCUAAUGUGGAAUCAGUCUGCGGUACAUAAACAUAAAUGCAGGUGGACACUGGAUUCAGACACAUGUAAUUCACCAUCUUUUUGCAUUUUUACUGAAGUAUUUACAACAUGUUCAAGCGAAGCAGAGAUGAAGCAAAAUGUAUUUUGCAUUGUAUAUAUUGGGUUUGUAAUCAAUUAUUCAUAAAUAAAUAAACCAAUUUGUAACAACAUAAAUGGAAAAGGGUCACAGACAAUUGCCCUGCCUCUGUCAUCUGAUAAGUUUGUUGAUAUUUGCUGUGGAAUCUGAAAUGUGAGGACAGUGGUGGUAAACACACAGAUACUGUAUUUGCAUAGUAAAAGAAAAAACCUCCAUCAAUCCUAUUACAAAGA
This is a messenger RNA of Eleginops maclovinus (Patagonian blennie), 911 nucleotides long. RefSeq names its product anaphase promoting complex subunit 13 (gene anapc13). Gene Ontology annotation, cellular component: anaphase-promoting complex. The coding region runs from base 315 to 539 and encodes 74 amino acids. Gene Ontology annotation, biological process: protein K11-linked ubiquitination. Lineage: Eukaryota; Metazoa; Chordata; Actinopteri; Perciformes; Eleginopidae. The record is from RefSeq and is a predicted model, not a curated record. The transcript has 2 exons.